Messenger RNA from Dracunculus medinensis (Guinea worm), 1224 nucleotides. The record is from the annotation of a GenBank genome assembly. NCBI's taxonomy places the organism in Eukaryota, Metazoa, Nematoda, Chromadorea, Rhabditida, Dracunculidae.
AUGCGCCAACAUGCUAAAAAAAGAUUGUGCGAUGUGCAAAGUUUGAUUAAAUUAGCAACUAUAAAAAGUUAUCCACCAUGUGCAAUAUUAGUUACGGCAUUGUCUGCGAUAAAAGAGUGUGAGCGCGUUGCUGGAAUCGUUGUUUCGCUCACUACGAGAUCUAAAGAGUCCAAAAGGUGGGAUAUUUUUGAGAGGAGAUCCGAAAAUAUUGGAUUAAUCGAAAGUUUGAUGAAAAAUCUGCCUUGCAUCGAUGAUGAUCUGCAAAAAGUUGUUGAUGUACGUUUAUGUAUCCGUAAUUAUAUGGAUCUUUCAAUGAAUUGGAAACAGCGAUGCACCAAAAUUCUUUCUGAUGUCAGUGCUAUUAACGAAUGUAGUCAUUCUCUUAUUGAUCCUCUCAGUGAAUUGAUAGACGAAGCGCAUAACUUAAAUUUAAGCUUGCCUGAAGUAUUAAAUCUCGAAAAAAUUUUGAAACAGUGUCAAUGGUUUUUACGUUCAAAAAAGUUAUUAAAUUGGAACCAUGGUGAAAAAAAGGAAGAAAAUGAUAGAAAGGAAAUCAUUGAUUACUUCAAAGAAGAAUGCCGUUGGAAACUACAAAACUUAAUGUCAUUUGUUGAUGAAGGAUCUACAAUUAUGGAAAAUAAUUUAGCGAUGCAGGAAGUUAUUAAUGCCUUGAAAUUAAUGGUGAAGUUAGGAUAUGAAAAUGAAUUUGCGGCGGAAAAAUUUUUAUCUGAUAAAGCUAAUGAAGGUAUUGGUUACGAAAAAGCCAAUGAACAAUGGCUUUUAUUAGAGCAAACGGAUUGGAUGACCGAGAAAAAUAUCGAUUGUUUCAGGAAAGAAAUGGUUCUAGCUAAAAAAAUUCGCGAUAUGCUUUAUUACUAUAGAGAAUCUGGUACUUGUACUUUAAGAGAUUUGCGAAAUCUUGUACUAGAUUGCUCUGGGUCGCUUUUCAUUCGUGGAACUACAAUACAUGAUGAUGUAAUUGGCUUAUAUAAUGGCGUAAAUUUAUUUCGUGAGAACAUAUGCCAAAUUUUUGUUAACGAACCAUCAUAUUACUCAGUUUUUGACAUAGUUAGCGGUCGCAGUGAUUUACCUUCGAUUAUUGACGGUACUUCUUCUCCACUUCGCCUACUUUACAACUAUUCAACUGAUGAGCAUUGGUCUAAAAUUAAUAAUUUUAUAACUGCUGAGCAACUGCAUAAUCACGGUGUUAUAAGUUUUCUUUAA